UCCGUGGGGCUGAGGUCAUAAUGAUUAAAAUGGCGACGCCGCAGUUGGUGGGGUUACCGGCUUCUCUUACGGGCAAGAUCAAGGGAUCUUUUGCAUAUAAUACAAUUAAAGACAGGCUGCCUCUUAUCCUGACUCGUGUUAUUGAUACUUUACAUCGACAUAAACAUGAAUUCUUUGAAGAACAUGGAGAAAAAGGCAUUGAAGCAGAAAAGAAAGCUAUAGCCUAUCUUUCCAAGAUGCGAAAUGAGUUGCAGACAGACAAGCCGCUGAUCGCAUUGAAUGAUAAUCUCCCUGAUACCCUUCUGUGGAACCAGUACUUAGAAUAUCAUAAAAAUGUAUCAAAUGAACCACCAAGCUGGUUUCAAUCUCCUUGGUUGUAUACAGAGUGUUACAUGUAUCGUAGAAUUCAUGAAGCUGUUAUUCAGAGUCCACCCAUCAGCAACUUUGAUGUAUUUAAAGAAGAAAAGAAUCAUGCUUUCUUUGAAUCUCAGCAAGCCAUGAUUGUUUUAAGUUCUUGUCUCCAAGAGAUGCUAAAAAAUAUAGAUGGCUUAGAUGAAAAACGUUUAAAAGAGGAAUUUUGUAACCUAAUUCAGGUUUCAUUAUGGGCCAAUAAGUGUGAUCUAUCCAUUUCAGCUGGAGCGGAUAAUUCUCAGAAGUCUGACCCAUUACAAUCUGUGGAAGAAUUAAAAAAAUUCAUCUUGGUGAAUCACAUGGAAAAACUUUGGUCACUGCUUAUAAACAAAAAGAAAAACAAAACACCAACUAGACUUGACAUAAUCCUGGAUAAUGCUGGUUUUGAACUUAUUACUGAUCUUGUUUUGGCUGAUUUUUUGAUAUCCUCAGAAUUGGUUACUGAAAUCCAUUUCCACGGGAAAAGCAUUCCAUGGUAUGUGUCAGAUACUACAAAGCAUGACCUGGAUUGGACAAUUGGACAGAUGAAAGCAGCUAAUCAUAAAUGGAUGGCUAGAUGUGGUGUCUCCUGGGAGGGCUACCUGAAAAAAGGUGUUUGGAUUUAUCAUGAUCACAUGUUCUGGACUUUGCCACAUGAAUUUUCUAGUAUGGCUCAGAUUGCUCCAGGUUUAUACACUGAGUUACAAAAAUCAAGCUUAAUUAUUUUCAAAGGUGAUUUGAACUAUAGAAAGCUAACAGGUGAUCGAAUGUGGGAAUUCACAGUGCCAUUCCAUCAAGCCUUGAACAAUUUUCAGCCUGCACCACUCUGUAGCUUAAGGACAUUGAAAUCUGAUACUCAGGUUGGUUUGAAACCUGGGCAAGGUGAACAGGUCAUGAAUAUUGAUCCUGAGUGGAUGAUAAGUGGUAAAUAUGGAAUAAUUCAGUUUGAUGCUACUUCCUGAUAGAUUUGCAAGAUAUGAAGAAUGGCACUGUGCUAAAAACCAAUUAAUGGUCUAAUCUGGAAGGCCACUAAUUUUCAAUGUGCACUAUUUUCUUCCAAGAGCCAUGCUGUUAUUUUAAAGUGAUAUGCAAUUGUGACCUCUUUUGAAUCAUCAGAAAAGAUCAAAUUUGUCCUCUACCAUACUUUAUUUUUAACUAAUAUAGAACAAGAAGCAACAGCCAAAGCUACUACAUUAGUUGACAUGUGUUUGAUUCUGCUGUGUUAACAUAAAACACAAUGCUGCUUGAGCUUAAUCUUGUUCAGAAAAAAAAUGAUGUUAAAUAAAAUGACAUCUCAAAUGGCAAAACUAAAGGCUUUGAAUUAAAUUAUCCAAU
Molecule: messenger RNA, 1725 nt
Organism: Notechis scutatus (mainland tiger snake)
Lineage: Eukaryota; Metazoa; Chordata; Lepidosauria; Squamata; Elapidae
Gene: DCPH1
Product: damage control phosphatase 1
Biological process (GO): DNA damage response
Cellular component (GO): nucleus
Molecular function (GO): phosphatase activity
Source: RefSeq, a predicted model, not a curated record